AUGCACUUGCGUGCUCAUCACUUCUGCGCUCGCCGUUUGGCGACAUUGCCACACGACAACUCGAAACCAAGUGAAGCCUGUAGCUGCACAAACGAGACUCAACACGUGAUGGAAAUUACCGUCACCCGUAUAGUAGACUUCAUCCGUAGAGACCCUACGGUCUUGCACCAGGCAUGGACGGAAAAGCACCAAAAUGAUAAUGAUACUACCAUAACACUUUCCUCAAAGACUCAAAUGAAAGAACAGAACGACUACUGGUUCGCUUAG
Messenger RNA from Perkinsus marinus ATCC 50983, 267 nucleotides. RefSeq lists its product as hypothetical. The coding region runs from base 1 to 267 and encodes 88 amino acids. The transcript has 3 exons. NCBI's taxonomy places the organism in Eukaryota, Perkinsozoa, Perkinsida, Perkinsidae. The record is from RefSeq and is a predicted model, not a curated record.